UUCUUUAUUAUGUUAAAAUAUGUUUUACUUAGUGAAUUAUUUUUUAUAACUGCACAAACAGCGACUUAUGACUGUUCAAAUUUAUUAAUGGGUCAAUAUUUAUGUCCGGACCCUAGUAAAAAUCAAAUUGAUCAGAAAACCCAGCAAUACGUAGGAUGUGAUAAAUCUGGAAUUGCUAAAGUUUGGUGCAUCGCAGCUGAAGGUAUUGAAUGUGAGACUACCGGUAACAAUACUUUUACAAAUGAUAUGCCAUGUAAAUGGACUAAUGGCUACCAUUUGGAUACCGUUCUGUUACUUUCCGUAUUUACGGGCAUGUUUGGUUUGGAUCGUUUCUAUUUGGGCUACUAUGGCAUAGGCUUAUUAAAAGUUAGCACAUUGGGCGGUUUCUUUAUUGGCCAAUUAGUCGAUAUUAUUUUGAUUGCUUUACAAAUUGUACGACCCGCAGAUGGCUCUUAUUACAUUAUACCAUAUUAUGGAGCUGUUGUUGAAAUCAUACGAAGCGAUAAUGAAACUUACCGUGUCCCUAAGGAUGACUGGUGAAUUAUUACUUAUAAUUGGGUAGUUUGUUGAGAAAAAGGACUGAAAUGUUUGUUUAUUACUUUUAAUUUGAUCGCUAUAUUAAUAAUCAUAUGUAAUU
Glossina fuscipes is the source of this 637-nucleotide messenger RNA. It is a transcript of the gene bisc, whose product is annotated as TM2 domain-containing protein CG10795. The transcript is spliced from 3 exons. The coding region runs from base 10 to 540 and encodes 176 amino acids. The record is from RefSeq and is a predicted model, not a curated record. NCBI's taxonomy places the organism in Eukaryota, Metazoa, Arthropoda, Insecta, Diptera, Glossinidae.